CAAAACAACAGGAUGUACAAAGAGGCGUUUCCUUUUUUCACAAAUGUGUUGCUGACACAGUCACGUAGCUACUUCCUGUUGUCUCAGUAACAGCAUGGCAGAGAUGAAACCACAACUCUGAGAAAAACUAACCUUACUAAUAACUUCACCAGAAGGGUAAGAAACUUACUUCAAUAAACAGUUCAGUUUAAUAAUAUGUUCAGAUGAUAUGAUAAAAGAGGAAGUCAAAGGCACUCAAUGAUUAAAUCACCAGAUGAAUAGGAGACCUAUAGGGGACAAGGAGGAUCAAAAGAGAAGAAGAGAGGAAUAUGGAGACCUAUAGGGGAUAAGGAGGAUAAAAAGAGAAGAAGAGAGGAAUAUGGAGGCCUAUAGGGGACAAGGAGGAUAAAAAGAGAAGAAGAAAGGAAUAUGGAUGAGUGAGAAAGGAGAUCUUAUAGAGACAAAGAGAUGGGGAGCAACUGCUCCAAAAGGAGGCGAGAAGAGGGGGACACUGAAGGAAGGAGAGAAGAGGGGGACACUGAAGGAAGGAGAGAAGAGGGAGACACUGAAGGAAGGAGAGAAGAGGGGGACACUGAAGGAAGGAGAGAAGAGGGAGACUCUGAAGGAAGGAGAGAAGAGGGAGACACUGAAGGAAGGAGAGAAGAGGGGGACACUGAAGGAAGGAGAGAAGAGGGAGACUCUGAAGGAAGGAGAGAAGAGGGAGACACUGAAGGAAGGAGAGAAGAGGGAGACACUGAAGGAAGGAGAGAAGAGGGAGACUCUGAAGGAAGGAGAGAAGAGGGGGACACUGAAGGAAGGAGAGAAGAGGGAGACUCUGAAGGAAGGAGAGAAGAGGGGGACACUGAAGGAAGGAGAGAAGAGGGAGACUCUGAAGGAAGGAGAGAAGAGGGAGACACUGAAGGAAGGAGAGAAGAGGGGGACACUGAAGGAAGGAGAGAAGAGGGAGACACUGAAGGAAGGAGAGAAGAGGGAGACACUGAAGGAAGGAGAGAAGAGGGAGACACUGAAGGAAGGAGAGAAGAGGGAGACUCUGAAGGAAGGAGAGAAGAGGGGGACAGUAAAUGGAGGACAGAAGAGGAGGACAGUAAAGGGAGGAGAGAAGAGGGAGACACUGAAGGAAGGAGAGAAGAGGGAGACACUGAAGGAAGGAGAGAAGAGGGAGACUCUGAAGGAAGGAGAGAAGAGGGGGACAGUAAAUGGAGGACAGAAGAGGAGGACAGUAAAGGGAGGAGAGAAGAGGGAGACACUGAAGGGAGGAGAGAAGAGGAGGACACUGAAGGGAGGAGAGAAGACCGUGACAAUGUCAACAGUGAAGCAACGUCCUUUGACCAAAUACCCCCCCACUCUCUUGAUUCGCUUGAGACAGAGAAGAGACGUGAAGAAAGAGAUGCUACAUUUGUGGAUGAUAACAGGGCGACCCUCAUUCAGAGGGUUACCACGGUGAAACCCAUAGCAGAAACACUUCUUCAGUGGCGUAUGAUCCACAAAGAGGCGUACCUUAAGAUCCUUGCUGCCCAGACCACACCAGAUCAGAUGAGGCAGCUGUACAACGUCUUAAACACAGACAAAGUCAAAUCAGUCUUCUAUAAGCUCCUUCAGAAGCAAGAGCCUUAUUUGGUCCAGGUGUCAGGUGGGCCUGUCUGUAUGGAGGUGGAUUGCUAUGGACAGACUAUGUGCAUUGGGCAGAGCAGCGUGGAUGACGACACAAAAAGAAUUAAGGACGAACUUAAAGACAGUCUGAAGAAGAAGUUUGGAUUUGUGUUUGAAGGCACCGCAGUGGAACAAACUCCCCUCAGCAGCAUCUACACACAGCUCUACAUCACACAAGGACAGAGUGAAGGAGUUAAUAAAGAACAUGAGAUCCGGCAGAUUGAAUAUACACGCAGGGCAAAAAAAUCUACAGACACUCCAAUCAACUGCAAUGACAUCUUCAAACCCUUAUCUGGAGAAGACAGAGAAAAGGAGAGACCCAUCAGAACUGUGCUGAUGAAGGGCAUCGCUGGCAUUGGAAAAACAGUCUCUGUGCAGAAGUUCAUCCUCGACUGGGCUGAAAGAAAAGCUAAUCAGGAUGUUGAUUUCAUCUUUGUGCUCCCACUCCGAGAGCUGAAUCUGAUUCAACAUGACCAGUACAGUCUUCAUGGACUUCUGCGUUACUUCCACCCUGAACUUACAGAGAUAGUAGAGGCAAAGACAUAUGAUACCUGCAAAGUCAUGUUCAUCUUUGAUGGUCUGGAUGAAAGCCGACUGCCAUUAGGUUUUCAUCAGAACAAGAAGUUGACUGAUCUAACUGAGACAUCAUCAGUUGACAGGUUGAUGACAAAUCUCAUUGAGGGGAAUCUACUCCCUGAAGCUCUCCUCUGGAUAACCUCCCGACCAGCAGCAGCCAAUCAGGUCCCCUGUAAGUACAUUGACAAGGUGACAGAAGUACGAGGGUUCAACGACAAACAGAAAGAAGAAUACUUUAAGAAGAAUGUUGAGGAUGAGAACCAGGCCAGGAGAAUCAUCUCACACAUUAAUACAUCAAGGAGCCUCCACAUCAUGUGCCACAUACCCGUCUUCUGUUGGAUUACUGCCAGGGUUCUUGAGCAAAUGUUGAGUGAAGAUAAGAGUGGAGAGAUCACAACUCUGACUGAGAUGUACAAUCACUUCCUGCUCAUUCAGACAAACCUGAAAAGCAAGAAGUACGAUGGGGAAAAGGAGACAGAUCUGGACAUAAUCAUAGAAAGAAACAAAGAAAUAAUUCUCAAACUGGCACAACUUGCAUUUGAACAGCUGGUGAAGGGCAAUCUCAUAUUCUCUAAGAAAGACCUGGAGGAGUGUGGCAUUGAUGUCAGUGAAGCCUCAGUGUACUCUGGGUUUUGCACAGAAAUCCUGAAAGAAGAGUAUGGGCUGUAUCGGAAGAAAGUGUACUGCUUUGUCCACCUGAGCUUCCAGGAGUUCCUUGCUGCUCUGUACGUGUUCCACUGCUGUGCGAGCAAGAACAUCAAGGCCCUGGAGUCGUUCAUUGGGGAUGUGUCAUCAGAGCUGUCCUUGCAUGUGCUGCUGAAGAUGAUGGUGGAUAAAGCCUUGGAGAGUGAGAAUGGACACCUGGACCUGUUCCUCCGCUUCCUCGUUGGCAUCUCAACAGAAUCCAACCAGAGACUGUUACAAGACCUACUGCCACAAACAGAGAUCAGCUCAGAGACUGUCAAGGAAAUUAAGAAAUACCUCAGGGAGCCGAACGUAGAGCAAGUCUCACCUGAUAGGUACAUCAAUCUACUCAUCUGCUUGACUGAGAUGAAAGAUGAUUCAGUGCAUGAGGACAUUGACAAGUUCCUGAAGUCAGGAAAUCAAACAGGAAAGGAACUUGCAGGUGCACACUUCUCAUCACUGGCCAACGCACUGCUGAUGUCAAAGGGUGUGCUGGAUGAGAUUGACCUGAGGACAUACAACUUGUCCCCUGGGUGUACGAGACUGGUCCCAGCUGUAAGGAAAUGGAGAAAGGCCAUACUGAUUGGCUUUGAACUCUCUAUGGAGGACUACGAAUCACUGGCCUCCAUUCUCCAAUCAGCAGACUCACAUCUAAGAGAGCUGCACCUGGACGACAUCGGGGAGCGUGAUCCUGAUGGUGACGAUGAUCCUGAUGGUGAUGAUGAGGCCAGACUGACUGUUCUCGUUGCUGCGCUGACUGUUGUCCUCGCUGCACUGAAACAUCCACACUGUAAACUGGAGACACUGAGACUAGGUGGCUAUAAACUCUCUGAAGAGCACUGUGGAUUACUGCCUUCUGCUCUCCAAUCAGCAGACUCACAUCUGAGAGAACUGGACCUGAGAGACACUAAGCUGUCUGAUGGUGGUGGGAGGGAACUCUUCACUUCUCUGAAACAUCAGAACUGUCAACUGCACAAACUGCGACUGUCUAGCUUUAGACUCUCUGAAGAGGACUGGGGAUCACUGGCCUCCGUUCUACAAUCAGCAGACUCACCUCUGAGAGAACUGGACCUGGACCUGAGGAACAGUGGACUGUCUGACGGUGGUGGGAGGGAACUCUUCACUGCUCUGAACCAUCCACACUGUAAACUACAGACACUGAGGCUGAAUGGAUGUUCCCUGACAGAGAAAGGGUGUGAAGCAUUGGCUUCAGUUCUCAGCUCAAACUCCUCUCACCUGAGAGAGCUGGAUCUGAGUCACAAUGACCUGCAGGAUUCAGGAGUGAAGGUGCUCUCUGAUGGACUGGGGAAUCCACACUGUCAACUACAGAAACUGAGGAUGUCAUUCUGUAGAGUCACAGAGGAAGGCUGUGCUUCUCUGGCUUCAGCUCUAGGGUCAAACCCCUCCCAUCUGAGAGAACUGGACCUGAGCUUCAAUCACCCAGGAGACUCUGGAGUGAAGCUGCUCUCUGCUAGACUGGAGGAUCCACACUGUAGACUGGAGAAACUCAAUGUGGACCAUACAGAAGAGAUCUGGGUUAAACCACAGCUGAUGACAAAAUAUGCCUGUGAUCUCACACUGGACCCAAACACAACACACAGAAACCUCUCUCUGUCUGAGGGGAACAGAAGGGUGGAGAGGGUUAAAGAGGAGCAGCCGUAUCCCGAUCAUCCAGAGAGAUUUGAUCACUAUACCCAGGUGUUGUGUAGAGAGGGUCUGACUGGGCGCUGUUACUGGGAGGUAGAGUGCAGUGGGCUGGCUGACAUUGGAGUGACAUGUAAAGGCAUCAGUAGAAAAGGAGAUGGUUCUGCCAGUGAAUUUGGAUACAAUAAGAAGUCCUGGCGUCUGAUCUGCCGUGGGAAUCAUUACGGUGCCCUCCACAAUAGUCAAUAUACUAAUACAAGCAUAAUACAUGCUCCACACCUCAUCAACCCUCCUCAACCCCAGAGAGACCAGUCCUCCUCCCCUCCACACCUCAUCAACCCUCCUCAACCCCAGAGAGACCAGUCCUCCUCCCCUCCACACCUCAUCAACCCUCCUCAACCCCAGAGAGACCAGUCCUCCUCCCCUCCACACCUCAUCAACCCUCCUCAACCCCAGAGAGACCAGUCCUCCUCCCCUCCACACCUCAUCAACCCUCCUCAACCCCAGAGAGACCAGUCCUCCUCCCCUCCACACCUCAUCAACCCUCCUCAACCCCAGAGAGACCAGUCCUCCUCCCCUCCACACCUCAUCAACCCUCCUCAACCCCAGAGAGACCAGUCCUCCUCCCCUCCACACCUCAUCAACCCUCCUCAACCCCAGAGAGACCAGUCCUCCUCCCCUCCACGCCUCAUCAACCCUCCUCAACCCCAGAGAGACCAGUCCUCCUCCCCUCCACACCUCAUCAACCCUCCUCAACCCCAGAGAGACCAGUCCUCCUCCCCUCCACGCCUCAUCAACCCUCCUCAACCCCAGAGAGACCAGUCCUCCUCCCCUCCACGCCUCAUCAACCCUCCUCAAACCCAGAGAGACCAGUCCUCCUCCCCUCCACGCCUCAUCAACCCUCCUCAACCCCAGAGAGACCAGUCCUCCUCCCCUCCACGCCUCGGAGUAGGAGUGUUUUUGGACUGGCUGGUCGGCACACUUUCCUUCUAUGAGAUCUACUCUGACACAAUGACCCAUGUGUACACAUUCCAGACCAUAUUCACUGAGCCCCUCUACCCAGGGUUUAGUGUUUCUAAUGAGGGCUCUUCAGUGUCCCUGAGCCAGGUAGAGUCGUCUCCUAUGUCCUGGAGGAACACCUGGGUCUCCAUGGAAACACAGUCACACUCCUGUUCUAACUCAACCAUGUGACAUGAUGGGGUGUUGUUGACAGUGAUCAUGACAUCAGAUAUGGACAUUGUAACAGAUACAUGUUGUUGACAGAGAUCAUGACAUCAGAUAUGGACAUUGUAACAGAUACAUUUUGUUGACUGUGAUCAUGACAGAUAUUCAUAUUCACACCACUGAGUCAAUACUUUGUAGAAGCACCGUUGGCAGCAAUUACAGUUGUGAGUCGUUUUGAGGCUCUAAUACACCUGGAUUGUACAAUAUUUGACCAUUAUUAUUUAUUCAAUUCUUCAAGUUCUGUCAAAUUGUUUGUUGAUCAUUGUUAGACAGCUAUUAUCAAGCCUUGCCAUAUAUUUUCAAGCGGAUUUAAGUCAAAAAUGUAAUUAGGCCACUCAGGAACAUUCAAUGUCAUCUUGGUAAGCAACUUUUUAUCAUAAAAAAUGUCUUAAUCCUUCCUGAUGACAAAGAUACUCAUAACAUGAUGCAGCCACCAUCAUGCUUGAAAAUAUGAAGAGUGCUACUCAGUGAUGUGUUGUGGUGGAUAUGGCCUAAACAUUAUGCUUUGUGUUCAGGACAAAAAGUUAAUUUCUUUGCCACAUUUUAUGCAGUAUGUUUUUAGUGCCUUUGUUACAAACAGGAUGCAUGUUUUGGAAUAUUUUAAUUCUGUACAGGCUUCCUUCGUUUCACUCUGUCAUUUAGGUUAGUAUUGCGGAGUAACUCCAAAGUUGUUGAUCCAAUCUCGGUUUUCUCAUAUCACAACCAUUCAACCCUGUAGCUGUGCUUCUACACCUGCAUUGCUUGCUGUUUGGGGUUUUAGGCUGGGUUUCUGUACAGCACUUUGCGAUAUCAGCUGAUGUACGAAGGGCUAUAUAAAUACAUUUGAUUUGAUUUGAUUUGAAAAUCACCAUUGGCCUCAUGGUGAAUUCCCUGAGCAGUUUCCUUCCUCUCUGGCAACUGAGUUAGGAAGGACGCCUGUAUCUUUGUAGUGACUGGGUGUAUUGAUACACCGUGCAAAGUGUAAUUAGUAACUUCACUAUAACUUGCUCAUAGGGAUAUUCAGCGUCUGAUUUUUUUUUUUACACACAUCUACCAAUCGGUGGCCUUCUUUGUGAGGCAUUGAAAAACCUCCCUGGUCUUUGUGGUUGAAUCUGUGCUUGAAAUUGAGGGACCUAACAGAUAAUUGUAUGUGUUGGGUACUGAGAUGGCGUAGUCAAUCAAACAUCAUGUCAACCACUAUUAUUGCCCACAGAAUGAGUACAUGCAACUUAUUAUGUGACUUGUUAAGCACAUUUUGACUCCUGAACUUAUUUAGGCUUGACAUAACACAGGGGUUGAAUACUCAUUGACUCAAGACAUUUCAGCUUUCAUUUUUUUUGUUAACAAAAUAAAAUCCCACAAACAAAA
Messenger RNA from Oncorhynchus kisutch (coho salmon), 7125 nucleotides. RefSeq lists its product as uncharacterized. Gene Ontology annotation, biological process: regulation of apoptotic process. Bases 448 to 5745 code for a protein of 1765 amino acids. The transcript is spliced from 13 exons. The record is from RefSeq and is a predicted model, not a curated record. NCBI's taxonomy places the organism in Eukaryota, Metazoa, Chordata, Actinopteri, Salmoniformes, Salmonidae. Gene Ontology annotation, molecular function: protein binding.